UAAAAACAAUAAAGAUAGUUGUAACAGUUCAGGCGGCUAAUAAUUUCCCAAAUUCGUUCCGAAUUCUAGGGUUUCCAUAAUCCCAAUUCUAUUCGAAUUCAUCAAAAUCUCUUGGAAAUCCAGCACAAUAAUGAAUGAAAAGUUAUGGACUUGGAAGAACAAAAUUCAGCUAGUAAAUCGGUCCAGGAUAAUGAAGAAAUGAUCAAACCGCCAAGAUUUGAAAAUGGUAAUCAAAGCAAGGUAGAAAGUAGUAAUGGGUCUAGUCCUCCUGGGGAUAAUAGUAGUAAUAAUAAUUUGGAUGAUGUAAAAGGCAAGGGAAUUGAAAUUAAGGGGGUUGAGGAUUAUUCAACCCUGGUGAAAUCCUCUCCAACAACUAAGGGGUUUGGGUUAAAGAAAUGGAAAAGGAUGAAGCGGGAUGCGCAACGCCAGGAUGGGGAUAGCAGUGUAAACAGUGGUAAGCUGUUGAAACGGGGUUUGGCGAGUGAGGUUGCUAAUGCGGAAAAACCUGUAAGCUUUUCUGCGGGAAGGAUCCAAAAAAGUGAUGGAUCUGUUUCAUCUACGAAUGCAGUAUUCAUGAAUCCUGGAGUUCUGGCUGAUGGAUUUGGUGUAAUAGGCGACUCUGGUUUGGCUAUGGGGCCGAUUUUCAAUGCUGUAUCGGAAUCAGAGAACAGCGAGGAUCGGAGUAGUAGGUCUUCUACGGCAGCUAGUGCUCCAAAGGCAAGGUAUGAAGCUCCCGUGCUCCCUGGUUAUCCAUCUGACAAGCAUUGGUUGAGGAGUUUGAGUGGGAAGAGCUUGAGCACAUCAGCUCAGAAACCACAUCAGGGAAAAGGUCGGUCUGAAACUAGUAAAAAGCCUAGAGGAGAAAGGGUCAAAAUCGAGAAGGAAAACUCUCAUUCCAGCAUGGAAUCUGACUCGCGUAGCUCUAAUUUUCUCUUUAUGCAGGGUGACUUUGCUACAAGUAAUGGUACAAAAGGUGAAAGGUCAAUGAUCUAUGAUGGAGAAUCCAGUGAUGAAGCUCAGGACAGAGAAAGACCAAUUGGUGAGGAACUUCGGGCUGGUCGCGAGAGAGGGAAUGAUAGGGAGUCUGAAAAUGUGUCACAAGAAGAUCUAGCUGCUGAAUCUCCGUGGGAAGUUAAUGAAGAGAAGAGUGAGAAUCGCGGUUCAUCCACUGAUCACGAUCCUCUAACGGAAUCUAUCUUCAAUUUCCAGGCUGCUCAAGAAGCUCUUGCUAAUGAAAUUCAGAAAUUCAAAGAAAUUGGGAAAGAUACUACCUUUGGUCAUUCGCUUGAGGAUGUUGGUAUACCUUUAAAUUUCACUUCAGAUGACUCAAAUUUCCCUAGACCAAGCACAUCCGUGCUGUCACAGAACAGAGAUGGUGCUCAACAUUCUCUUAACUCCUUGGAGUCUGAAGUGUUUAGCCUAAAACAGAAUAUAUUACUGUUGCAAAACAAGGUUCAGAAGGCAGCUGACCUGGUUAUAUCCAAGGAAGCAAGAAUUACUGAACUUGAAGCCAUUUUAGGUAGUAGCUCAAAGAGUGAAGAAGAGACUAUUGAAAAUGAGUUCGAGGUUCUCUUUAGACAGAAAAUUGAAGCUGAAGUUCAGUAUUUGGCAUUAUCAACAACAGCCCAAAAGUUGAGAAGUGCAGCAGUGGAUCAACUUACCCUCUUGGAAGAGCAGAAGACAUUAGCUUCAGAACAAGCACAGAUGGUGCACGUGCUUGGAGAUGCCGAAGCAAAGGCUGUAGUGCUCAAGACACAAACCAAGAAGUUGGAAAGUUACUGUGAAGAUUUAGCAAGCACUGCUGAAAAGCUAAUGCUACAGAAGAAAGUCUGUAAGUACAGUUCGUGUUUUUUCAUACAGUUGUUGUUGUUGGCCGCUGUCGUUGGACUGUUUCUGAUGCAGAUAUCUCCUGAUCAUGCUGAACUUGUACCCACCUAAUGUUAGAGAAGUUUCUUUCUUUCUCUUUUUUUUUUCUCUCCCUAUUAUCAACAUCGUUAUCCUUCAAUGUUGAAAGUUAGAUUAGUUUGUUUUAGAUGUCUAUAGAUAGCUGAAAUACCUACUUCUCAUUUUGCCGAGUCUGUAUUCAAGGGUAAUCAUAGAAGAUGAUCCGUUCGUUCAUAAGUUGAGAUAAUUUUGCUUCUGUAAAAGGGUGAGCACGUUGAAGUUUUUUAACCUGGGGUCUCAUAACAAUACCACUUUAGACAUUUCUGUUUGUGUGUGAUGAACUAUGUAAUGAUCUAAUUGGAUUAUCAUACGACUUUAGACAUUUCUGUUUGAAGUUGAAGCAAAAAUGGUAUGUACAUGAAUUGAAGCUCCUGUAGAAAAGCAAGCCUGAACUUCAGCCAUACGAAACAUCAAAUACCACGUGUCUUGAGUUGUUCCGAAGUUGAUAAACUGGUGCAUGUAUGACUUAAAUGGUGAUCCCGAGAUCGGGUAUCUGGCCCUUUACAACAGCCUUAAAAGGCUGUGCCAUCAUUCUAGGCCCUAACCAUGUCUGUUAUCCAUGGCCCUUUUAUAAGAUUGCUAGUCUUUAGUAUGAAAAAUAUUGAAAUAUUAAAGUAGAUAGUAAAUUACAGGUAGUUGAUCAGUUAUGUAUUAUUUUCCUUCUAAGGAAUUACGUGUGGUAUUUUUUAUUUACUUUAGAAGGAGAAUAAAAUCUGGCCACUGACAUGUGAACCCAUAAAUACAAUGUUUGUUUUUGCUAUCUAA
Molecule: messenger RNA, 2709 nt
Organism: Solanum verrucosum
Lineage: Eukaryota; Viridiplantae; Streptophyta; Magnoliopsida; Solanales; Solanaceae
Product: WPP domain-interacting protein 2
Source: RefSeq, a predicted model, not a curated record